CGAACCGGCUAGUGAACUUUAGUGCAUAUCAUGUCGCGAGGAUGUGUGAAGAAGCGCGGGAUGAAAUGUCAGUCCUGUCUGCUAUUUUCUGCGAAAAAGACGAAUUUGAGUUAAUUGAAGAAUCAGCUCAGACAGGACUCGUGUACCGCAUCUGCACUGCGAUAGACACGGACAGAGGGAGAAAAACCCUGAACCUCACGUUCCAUCUCCCUCCCCUCUAUCCUCAAACCCCUCCUGAUAUCAGCGUCACUUCCAGCCAUUUCUCGAGGAACCACUGCCAGGAGCUGAAGAGAGCGAUGCUCAGUAAAGCUCACACCCUUCCACCAGAGCCCAUGGUUCACCUGCUCGUGAUGUGGCUUCAGAACAAUUUCACGGACCUGAUUACAGUCCCGAACAGCCCAGGAGACUGCUCAGAUCCAGCAGAUAGUAAAGCAGAAGACACCUGGGUGGCAUUGCUGCAUUUAGAUCAUAUGCGGUCGAAAGUGAAAUAUAUCAAACUGAUUGAAAAAUGGACUUCAGAAUUGGGUUUGAUGGGGAGACUGUUUACUGGAAGGCCGAUUUUGAUUUUACUGCAAGGAACAAAGGAAAGCAUUAAGGAAUAUAUCCACCUUCAGAGGACGGUGAAAGUUGACGUCGACUCGUCCGGCAAACGGUGCAAAGAGAAGAUGAUGAGGGUUUUAUGUGAAGUGCCCCUUGUAGAGGAUUUUAAAAGAAUAUCAACGUUUGAAGUGAAGGAAGACUUGUCUUUCGAGGACCUCAGAAGGGAGUUUGAUGUAGUCGGCUCAAUGAAGCUUUACCAAGAAUUUGUUCUCGCCUUACAAUAAAUGUCCGAUAAACGGUU
Neoarius graeffei (lesser salmon catfish) is the source of this 841-nucleotide messenger RNA. It is a transcript of the gene rwdd3, whose product is annotated as RWD domain containing 3. NCBI's taxonomy places the organism in Eukaryota, Metazoa, Chordata, Actinopteri, Siluriformes, Ariidae. Bases 42 to 824 code for a protein of 260 amino acids. The record is from RefSeq and is a predicted model, not a curated record. Gene Ontology annotation, biological process: positive regulation of hypoxia-inducible factor-1alpha signaling pathway; positive regulation of protein sumoylation. Gene Ontology annotation, molecular function: protein binding. The transcript is spliced from 4 exons.